UGAAAUAAAUUGAUUAUGGGCCCAUUUUCUUCUUUCUUGUUUUUUGGCUUUUGACAUUGCAGUGUCCAAUUGUUCAUUUGCCUAUUUUCCCAAUCCUAAAAAUAGUAGUAUGACCAAAAGAAGAAGAGAAAAAAAAAAAACUCGUUAGUUCAUUAUUUUGUUCUUCUUUUUGGAUCUGCUGACAGAAGAUCAGUCUUCUAAUGUCAACCAUGAAGUGCUACACUGCUACAGAUAUUUUAAAUUUUAAGAAACUCCAAUGGCCGGACAAGGACAAAUUCUGAGGCCUCAACUUUACUGAAAUUCCAAAAUGCUCUACUCUCUAAGCGAAAUCCUCUGUUUCUUCUUCACGAGCUCACAAACGUGUAAAGUGCCAUGAAUUUCAUGCCUUGAAGGUCAAGUUGAACGCCUCUUUAGAUUCUUGAAGAUUAACCCACAAAUCUUCAUCGAUGAAGGCCUCAAAACAUCACUUCUUCUCUCUAAUUCUUCUUUCUGUCAUCCGCUUCUCCGCCCCUUUCACUCCGGAAAACAACUAUCUCAUUAAUUGCGGAUCAAACACAAACGCCUCAGUCGAUAACAGGUUCUUUCUUGGCGAUUCUGCGAAACCCGGCUCGCUUUUUCUGUCCUCAGGUAAGUCCAUUUCUCUCGCGAACCAAAACCCAUCUGCAGAUUCGCCACAACUUUACCAUACUGCCAGGGUUUUCACAUCCGUUUCUAGCUUUACGUUUCCUGUGAAGAAAACUGGUACCCACGUGGUACGCCUCCAUUUCUCACCUUUCUCUUCUUCAAGUUACAAUCUCACAGCUGCAAAUUUUAGCGUUUCUGUUAAUGGGUUGGGAUUAUUGAACGAUUUUAGAACCCAAAUUGCUGUAUUAAAGGAGUACAUAUUAAGAAUCGAUAAGAAUGUUGUUGAAAUGGUGUUUUCGCCUAAUGGGGAAUCGAGUUUCGCAUUUGUGAAUGCAAUUGAAGUCUUUUCGGCUCCCGGGGACCUCAUUGUUGAUGAUGGGGCGAAGUUGAUUGGUCCUAAUGGGGUUCAGGAGUACAAGAAUCUUUCAUCACAGGUUUUAGAAACUGUACAUAGGAUCAAUGUUGGUGGGUUGAAAUUAACCCCUUAUAAUGACAGUCUCUGGAGGACAUGGGUCCCCGAUGAGAAUUUUCUAGUCUUAAGAUCAGCUGCGAAGCUUGCCGUCACCACUCAUACGCCAAACUACCGGCCUGGAGGUUCGAGCAGAGAGAUUGCCCCAGAUAAUGUUUACAUGACUGCGCAGCAGAUGAAUAGAGAUAAUUUAACUACAGAUUCGUGGUUCAACAUAACGUGGGAUUUUCCGGUGGGUUCAUAUGGUGCACGGCACUUGGUUCGAUUGCAUUUCUGCGAUAUAGUUAGCAUUUCAAUUAAUGAGCUCUACUUUGAUGUCUUUAUCAAUGGGCACUCUGCAUAUAAAGAUAUUGAUUUAUCUUCUCUUGCUUAUCAUGUUCUUGCAUCGCCUUACUACAUUGAUUUUGUUGUGGAUUCGAGUAAUUCGGGGGUUAUGAGGAUUAGUGUUGGCCCCUCUAAACUAAGCAGUUCUUUGAGUAGGAAUGCUAUUUUAAAUGGGGUGGAGAUCAUGAAGAUGGUGAAGUUUGCAGGUUUUCAAACUGUGGCUAGUAAGAAGAAAAAUGUUUGGGUUGUUGUGGGCUCCAUAGUUGGAGGUACAGUAUUUAUAUGUUUGGCAAUACUGGCAGUUAUUUUUGCACUGAAAUGCAGGAAGAAGAAACCAAAACCAAGACCUGCAGAAAGUCUGGGUUGGACUCCCAUAGCUGUAUAUGGAGGUAGUUCAUACAGUAGAACAUCUGAAGCAACAGCUCGUGCAUCUCCUGGCCCAAUUUUUUUAAUGGGCUUGAAGAUCCCUUUUGCUGAUAUACAAUUGGCAACGAAAAAUUUUGAUAAGGGUCUGAUCAUUGGUUCUGGGGGGUUCGGCAUGGUUUUUAAAGGGGUUCUUAGAGACAAUACAAAAAUUGCAGUCAAGCGAGGUAUGCCAGGAUCUAGGCAAGGCCUACCAGAAUUUCAGACUGAAAUAACAAUUCUGUCAAGGAUCCGCCACCGCCAUCUUGUUUCACUUGUUGGAUAUUGUGAGGAAGAGUCAGAAAUGAUACUUGUUUAUGAGUAUGUGGAGAAAGGGCCCUUGAAGAAGCAUCUGUACGGUUCAAAAUUUCCUCCAUUGUCUUGGAAGCAGAGGCUUGAGAUAUGCAUUGGGGCUGCUAGAGGCCUUCACUACCUACAUACAGGAUCAGCUCAGGGAAUUAUCCAUCGUGACAUUAAAUCCACUAAUAUCUUGCUCGAUACAAAUUAUGUUGCUAAGGUUGCUGAUUUUGGUCUUUCAAGGUCUGGCCCACAUCUCGAUGAGACUCAUGUAAGCACAGGUGUAAAAGGUAGUUUUGGGUACCUUGAUCCAGAGUAUUUCCGGAGGCAACGGCUUACUGACAAAUCAGAUGUUUACUCAUUUGGUGUUGUGCUUCUUGAAGUUCUUUGUGCUAGACCCGCUGUUGAUCCAUCGCUUGCUAGAGAGCAGGUGAAUUUAGCUGAAUGGGCAAUGCAAUGGCUGAAGAAGGGUCUUCUUGAGCAAAUUAUUGAUCCCCAUCUUGUGGGGCAGAUAAAGCCAAACUCUUUGAAGAAAUUUGCAGAGACAGCAGAGAAAUGUUUGGCUGACUAUGGUGUUGACAGGCCAACCAUGGGUGAUGUGUUAUGGAAUUUGGAAUACGCACUUCAGCUCCAAGAAAAUGGAAGAGGAAGAGAACUGCAGGAAGAUUGUGAUGUUAAUGUACCAGAGCUCACAGAAUCUACAGCUGUUCCUGAAGCUCCUUAUAGCAAAAGUAUUAUUGAGGGCGACAAUGAAAAUGGGAGUUUAGACAUAACAACAAGCAAGGUUUUUUCCCAGUUGAUGACCAAGGAAGGCAGGUAAUGUUUUCAUGCUGCAGUGGAAGCAGCACUUGCUGCAUGGAUAUUUUCAACAUAACAUCAAUUCAUGAAGAAGUUUGUCUCUGGGAGGUACCAGUCUCAUACAUUCAGUAUUUUUUCCUUUCUUUUUUUUUUUUUUUUACGUCCAAAAUGCAUCUCUGAUGAAUUUCAUCGCGAUGUUCCUAUAGAAAUGCCAACUGCUUUCUCAGAUGGUUUUGCUUGUUCAUUUCUUUAGGGGCCUAUACCAGUUUCUGUCACUCUUGUUGUACAUGAUGUAUGAUAUGAAUCAAAUAGAAACUGCAUCGACUUUGCGACUGAGCUUUGUAACUGUAAAUAAAUAUAUUCCUGUUUUUCUUU
Malania oleifera is the source of this 3289-nucleotide messenger RNA. Its product is annotated as probable receptor-like protein kinase At5g24010. Gene Ontology annotation, cellular component: plasma membrane; plasmodesma. Gene Ontology annotation, molecular function: transmembrane receptor protein tyrosine kinase activity; ATP binding. The transcript has a single exon. NCBI's taxonomy places the organism in Eukaryota, Viridiplantae, Streptophyta, Magnoliopsida, Santalales, Ximeniaceae. The record is from RefSeq and is a predicted model, not a curated record. Gene Ontology annotation, biological process: protein autophosphorylation. Bases 447 to 2936 code for a protein of 829 amino acids.